AUGGCAAAAUCAAUGGGAGCACAAUCACAAGAGAAGCUUUUAUUACGAUACACAGCCAAAGGUCAGGUUAGGGAGGAGUGAAACAUCUAGAGGGGAACUGAAUGGGGCGGAAGAAGCUGUAAUGAGCAUAUUGAGAAUCGGACGUACAGCAUUGAGUCAGCAUCAGCAUAGGGAAACAUGAUGUAGAUGAAUUAUGUGGAGAAUGUCAAAGGUUAGAAACAGUACAACAUUAUAUAUUAGAAUUAAUAAAAUAACAUAUUGAGGUUCAAACAACAAAUUGAGGUAUUAAUAAUACAGUUGAAGGCAUUAGAGGUGGAUUAUUUAUCAAUAGACAGUAUAUUGAAGGAGGGAUGUAUCCAGACGAAUAUACUGUAGAAGGGCGUUAGAGGGCGCUCAUCAUUAUUAGAUGGCAUGAGCCAACUUCGUCUAAUCAGAAGAAGAAAAAAACGUUGUUGCAUCAACAGUUGCUGGGAGACCAUUGUACAACGCCGUCAUAACAACCGUAAAAAGCUUUCUGAUCGGGCAAAAAUAAUUUGGUGUGUUUCUUCAAACUGAACUGAAAACACAGUACCAAUCAUCUUUUAGAAAAAAAAUGUCUUUUGAUGUCCAAGGUGAUGCUGGUUCAAAACCAAAAUCUGUAAACCGUGCAAAACAGUGGACUGGUGAGGUGGAAAAUCUCUACAGAUUUCAACAGGCUGGCUACAGAGAUGAAUUUGAAUACAAACAAGUGAAGCAAGUUGAUUUGGUUGAUCGUUGGCCAGAAACAGGAUUUGUGAAGAAACUCCAACGGCGAGACAACACUUUCUACUACUACAACAGAAAAAGAGAAUGUGAAGAUAAAGAAGUCAAUAAAGUGAAAAUGUAUGCUUACUAAAUACAAAAGUCGACCUUUUUAAAAAUAUAUUUAAAAGGUACCAUGUUGUACAAUUUGGGAAAAUUAAAUCUAAUUUUAGAAUGUUUUUUUUUUGUCAAUAUUAUUUGGAAACAAAGCUGCCUCUUAGAAAAAUGGAAGUGCUAGAAACACUCAGAACUAUUUACACCCAAAUACAAAAACACUGUGUUAAAAUAAAUAUUGAAGUACAUUAUUUUGCUUUAAUAAGCAUUAGCAAAUGAAAUGCUUUAUUUGUGAGAUUAGGGAAAUGAUGAGUUUCUAACCUUAAAAACAAUGCAGCUUAUUAUUUUAAGCAGUAAUAGCUCUGAAUAUACUGUUUUAUACAGGCAGGGUUGAAUUAUUUCAGUGCUACAGUGUUAGUGAUAUA
Polyodon spathula (Mississippi paddlefish) is the source of this 1259-nucleotide messenger RNA. RefSeq names its product meiosis expressed gene 1 protein homolog. Gene Ontology annotation, cellular component: nucleus. The transcript is spliced from 3 exons. NCBI's taxonomy places the organism in Eukaryota, Metazoa, Chordata, Actinopteri, Acipenseriformes, Polyodontidae. Bases 593 to 874 code for a protein of 93 amino acids. The record is from RefSeq and is a predicted model, not a curated record.